This is a messenger RNA of Klebsormidium nitens, 2388 nucleotides long. NCBI's taxonomy places the organism in Eukaryota, Viridiplantae, Streptophyta, Klebsormidiophyceae, Klebsormidiales, Klebsormidiaceae. The record is from the annotation of a GenBank genome assembly.
UGCUGCACACCAGCACACUCCGCCUGCAAACAACGUUCGCAUUCAUGAGCCGAUUACAGGUGCUUCUCGCGCCAUUUUAGGUGUACACCUGUUCAAUGUGGGCUUCCAGUUUCCAGAUCAGCGGAAUGGCGUAGUGUCAGAAGUUCAAAGAAGCAUUUCUUGAGGUAACAUUAUGUGCCCCGGUUUGCGUUUGUCCGCUCGACCUAUGUGUAAAGUCACUAUCCCUUGCUGCAACUUCAAGUGAGCACAAUCCAGGGGCUUCUAAGCAACCAUGUCCGGGGCAGGCGCUGCGAGUAUUAAAAGCUUGCCUGCAUUGUCCUCCAGCGGACUCUUUUCAACCACUGAGCAGUCUUCUCAAGGAUUUGCUCAAAAGACAGGCCUUUCAAGGAAUGUGCGCAAAGGUGGCUGCCUCAAAAGGCAGCUUGCCCCGCAUUCGGGUGCACUGCCAGGAAAGCAAGCAGAAGCCUCUGUUUUUGAAUGUGUAGCAGGAGAAUUUGGAACAGGACGGAGGCAGAAAAGCAAUGGCAAAUCACGUCGUCAUACAAUGCAAGCCAGUACAAUCAUUGCUCCGGAGAUUGAGGUGCCUGAGGGACAAGAGUAUGUCAGGAGAGGGGGACCAGACGCAGACUUGGUGGCUAAACAAGCAGCCAAAUCGCUGGACCAGCCGAAACUUGCAGACACGCUUGCUGCCUUGAUCCCUGGGGAAUGCAACUUAGACCUGAUAGUGGUGGGAUGCGGGCCAGCCGGAAUGGUGCUAGCGGCGGAGACAGCAAAGAAAGGGCUGUCAGUUGGACUCAUUGGCCCUGACGUGCCCUUCGUAAACAACUAUGGUGUCUGGGUGGACGAGUUUGAGGCUAUCGGGUUGCGUCACUGCCUCGACGUCAUUUGGCAAGACACUGCCCUGUACCUCGACUCAGACUCUCCCAUCCUAGUUGGGCGCGGGUACGGCCGGGUCUCUCGGGAGCUCCUCCGAGCAGAGCUCCUCGAGCGGUGUGCAAAGGCGGGAGUCCUGUACAUGGACUCAUCCGUGAGGGGGAUCGACGAUGGAGCAACCGGGAGCACUGUGCGCUGCAGAAACGGGCAGAGCGUCCAGUCGAAGCUGGUGACAGUGGCCUCUGGGGCGGCCUCGGGGCAACUGAUCGAGUACGAGAAGGGGGGGCCGGGCGUCAGCGUGCAAACAGCAUACGGGAUCGAAGUCGAGAUCGACAACUACCCGUUCGACCCGACCGUCAUGCACUUUAUGGACUUCCGGGAUUAUCGGGGGGCUGGCGCUGGGCAUGCUAACCUGGACGACCUGGAGGAGGAUCAGCGUCCGACCUUUUUGUAUGCUAUGCCGAUAACGCCCACUCGUAUCUUUUUCGAGGAGACGUCCCUUGCUGCGCGCCCGGCCAUGUCGUUCGACGAGCUCAAGCGCCGGCUGUACAUCAGGCUCAAGACGCUCAACCUCGAAGUCAAGACCAUGCACGAGGAGGAGUGGUCGUACAUUCCCGUCGGGGGCGCCCUGCCAGUCACGACACAGCCCCACCUCGCGUUUGGAGCAGCUGCCAACAUGGUCCACCCGGCAACUGGUUAUUCGCUGGCGCGUUCGCUGACGGAAGCACCCCUCUUCGCCGCUCAGAUUGCUACUGCCCUUGAGGCGUCAACUGGAAGUGCCUCCGGGAGCGGCCGCAGCAUGAAGGAAGCCGCAUGCGCCGCCUGGGAUGGUUUGUGGUCCCGCGAGCGCAAGCGCCAGUCCGCGUUCAAUGUGUUUGGUCUCGAGUUGAUCCUGAGGCAGGACUUGGACGGCACGCGCGAGUUUUUUGAUACCUUCUUCCGACUGCCCGAGCCGCUCUGGAAAGGCUUCUUGUCGUCCAGCCUUUCUUCGGUCGACCUCCUGGGAUUCGCCUUCAUGAUGUUCGUCAAAGGGUCGAACGGUCUGCGUUACCGCCUGAUCGAGCACCUUGUGACGCACCCGCAAGGCCUGAGAAUGCUGCAAGUAUACGCUGGGGUAGAAACCGGCCCCAAGCCAAAACAGCUGGCGGGCACCGUUGCGCUGGCGGCAUUCGUUGCCACAGUCGCUUACAUGAUGACCAGCAUGGGCGGAAACACGAGUUGACGGUCCUUUGUGUUUGGAAGAGUUUUUCAAUCUUGCUCUAGAAUGGGGCAUAGUCGGUUCCGAAGACUUCGUAUUGUCGAUCCUUGUGCAAAGUGCGCAGGGGAACAAGCUUCUCGUGUCGGCACAAUGUUUUGCAUCCAAGAGUUGCGGGAGUUUGACUGCAUUGAAUAAAACUAGGACGACAUGUAACCUACAAGGUUCUCUUACCUUCAAGAUUCAGCCGAGUGAAGAUUCUUCCUUCUUUCCUUUUUGUAGUUCGGUAUUGCCUUGUGGCAUACUAUCGUUUUGCCGUC